AUGGAGCUACAGAAUCUAACAGGUGUCUCAGAAUUCCUUCUCCUGGGCCUUUCUGAGGAUCCAGAAGAGCAGCCCGUCCUCUUUGGUCUGUUCCUGUCCAUGUACCUGAUCACUGUGGCUGGUAACUUGCUCAUUAUCCUAGCCACCAGCUCUGACUCCCACCUGCACACCCCCAUGUACUUCUUCCUCUCCAAUCUGUCAUUGGCUGACAUUGGUUUCAUCUCCACCACAGUCCCAAAGAUGCUAGUGAACAUCCAGUCGCAGAGAAAAGCCAUCUCUUAUGUGGACUGCUUAACGCAAUUGUCUUUUUUUUAUCUCUUUGGAUGUCUGGACAAUCUAUUACUCACUGCAAUGGCUUAUGACCGGCUUGUGGCCAUCUGUGACCCCUUGCACUACACAGUCAUCAUGAACCCCCGCCUCUGUGGUUUGGUAGUUUUAGUAUCUUUUUUCAUAGGCCUUUUGGAGUCUCAGCUGCACGUUUCAAUGGUGUCACAACUUACUUUCUGCACAGAUGUGGAAGUCCCUAGUUUCUUCUGCGACCCUUCUCAACUCUUUAACCUUGCGUGUUCUGACACCUCCACUAAUGCCAUACUAAUAUAUUGCAUUGGUGCUGUCUUUGGUGGUGUUCCAGGCUUGGUGAUCCUUUUCUCUUACACUCGAAUUAUUUCCUCCAUUCUGAAAGUCUCAUUUUCAAGUGGGAAAUAUAAAGCCUUUUCCACCUGUGGCUCUCACCUGUCAGUUGUUUGUUUAUUUUAUGGAACAGGCCUUGGAGUGUACUUCAGUUCAGCUGUCUCAUCUUCUGCCAGAAAAGGUGCUGUGGCCUCAGUGAUGUACACUGUGGUCACCCCCAUGCUGAACCCCUUCAUUUACAGCCUGAGGAACAGGGACAUCAAGAGAGCCCUGCAGAAGCUCUUCAGCAGAAUAUUCUGA
Orycteropus afer afer is the source of this 930-nucleotide messenger RNA. Its product is annotated as olfactory receptor 7E24-like. Gene Ontology annotation, molecular function: olfactory receptor activity; G protein-coupled receptor activity. Gene Ontology annotation, cellular component: membrane. NCBI's taxonomy places the organism in Eukaryota, Metazoa, Chordata, Mammalia, Tubulidentata, Orycteropodidae. The record is from RefSeq and is a predicted model, not a curated record. Gene Ontology annotation, biological process: G protein-coupled receptor signaling pathway.